Molecule: messenger RNA, 5180 nt
Organism: Capra hircus (goat)
Lineage: Eukaryota; Metazoa; Chordata; Mammalia; Artiodactyla; Bovidae
Gene: GABPA
Product: GA binding protein transcription factor alpha subunit
Exons: 10
Coding region: 610-1974 (454 amino acids)
Biological process (GO): regulation of transcription by RNA polymerase II; cell differentiation
Cellular component (GO): nucleus
Molecular function (GO): sequence-specific DNA binding; DNA-binding transcription factor activity, RNA polymerase II-specific
Source: RefSeq, a predicted model, not a curated record
CGACCGGACGGCUCUAGGUGAGACAGAAGCCAAACAGGAGGAGGAAGUGGAGGGUAAGUGCUUCCGGGUCCUCUAGUGACGCCUCCGCCAUCUUUCCUUCGCCCAACUUGACCCGCUCUCUUUUCGCCUCUCGGAAACCGUGUGGUUUACGCAUGCGCCAUUGGACUGGCCUGUCCCCUAGUUCAGUCGCCCCGGCCCCGAGUCAGCGUCCUAUUCCUUGGUUGACGGGGGAGAGGGGGGUGUUUGUUGGGGUAUACGAUUGUGCAAAGUGACAGUGUAAAACAAAGCGAACUGGGGCGUUACUGCUACAUUGUGCCUCGUGAGCCUCCGUUGCCUCAGGCGUCCGUUUCGCGCAACCUGCUGGGAGUUGUAGUCCCGGACCCGGGGGUGCCUGGGAGGCGGGAGGGGGGUGGUUGGAGUUUCUCUGCGCCGUUUUCGCGGGAAGGGCCCAGGGGCCUCCCACUUCGAGUCGUGGGAGCUGCGGGUCUUACUGGGAGAGACGCUGCACGUGGAGCCCGCGCCGCUGCGCUUCUCAGCCGGCUCUGGAGCGCGGGCGGGGGCGACGGGGCCGAAUCCGGAGCGGGGCUGAACUUUUGAAAUACUUCAGCCAUGACGAAAAGAGAAGCAGAGGAGCUGAUAGAAAUCGAGAUUGAUGGAACAGAGAAAGCAGAGUGCACAGAAGAAAGUAUUGUAGAACAGACCUACACUCCAGCUGAAUGUGUAAGUCAGGCCAUAGACAUCAAUGAGCCAAUAGGCAAUUUAAAGAAACUACUAGAACCAAGACUACAGUGUUCUUUGGAUGCUCACGAAAUUUGCCUGCAAGAUAUCCAGCUGGAUCCAGAACGAAGUUUAUUUGACCAAGGAGUAAAGACAGAUGGAACUGUACAGCUUAGUGUACAGGUAAUUUCUUACCAAGGAAUUGAACCAAAGCUAAAUAUCCUGGAAAUUGUUAAACCUGCGGAAACGGUUGAAGUAGUUAUUGAUCCAGAUGCUCACCAUGCGGAAGCAGAAGCACAUCUUGUUGAGGAAGCUCAAGUGAUAACUCUUGAUGGCACAAAACACAUUACGACCAUUUCAGAUGAAACGUCAGAACAAGUGACCAGAUGGGCGGCUGCGCUGGAAGGUUAUAGGAAAGAGCAAGAGCGUCUUGGGAUACCCUAUGAUCCCAUACAGUGGUCCACAGACCAAGUCCUGCAUUGGGUGGUUUGGGUAAUGAAGGAAUUCAGCAUGACUGAUAUAGACCUCACUACACUGAAUAUUUCUGGAAGAGAACUCUGUAGUCUCAGCCAAGAAGAUUUUUUUCAGCGAGUUCCUCGGGGAGAAAUUCUCUGGAGUCAUCUGGAACUUCUUCGAAAAUAUGUAUUGGCAAGCCAAGAACAACAGAUGAAUGAGAUAGUUACAAUUGAUCAACCUGUGCAAAUUAUUCCAGCAUCAGUGCAGUCUGCUACACCAACUGCCAUUAAAGCUAUAAAUAGUAGUGCAAAGGCAGCUAAAGUACAAAGAGCUCCGAGGAUUUCAGGAGAAGAUAGAAGUUCGCCUGGAAACAGAACAGGAAAUAAUGGCCAGAUCCAACUGUGGCAGUUUUUGCUAGAACUUCUUACUGACAAGGAUGCUCGAGACUGCAUUUCUUGGGUUGGUGAUGAAGGAGAAUUUAAGCUAAAUCAGCCUGAACUGGUUGCACAGAAAUGGGGACAACGUAAAAACAAACCUACAAUGAACUAUGAGAAACUUAGUCGUGCAUUAAGGUAUUAUUACGAUGGGGACAUGAUUUGUAAAGUUCAAGGCAAGAGGUUUGUCUACAAGUUUGUCUGUGACUUGAAGACUCUUAUUGGAUACAGUGCAGCAGAAUUGAACCGUUUGGUCACAGAGUGUGAACAGAAGAAGCUCGCGAAGAUGCAGCUGCACGGAAUCGCCCAGCCGGUCACAGCAGUAGCCCUGGCUGCUGCGUCCCUGCAGACAGAAAAGGAUACCUGAACCCAGGACCUUCUGGGAGUCCAAGGUCUUUCUUAAAAUGUUAGAGCAAGCAUUGCUCUUCCCUUUAUUACUGAAUUUGAAUCUUCUUUUAUUUCUAGACUGUACAAUCUGAUGCAUGAUUUUUUUUAUAAAUAUUUCAUACUCUUGUGAAUUUGGAUCUUUUUACUUUGAGCAUAUAUUUUAGAAUAUGUGUAUGUUAAACAAUCACCACAAUGUCUUUAGGCUGGUUCAUUGUGGGAUAGUUUGUUAACAGUCAGAAAAGCUAAACUGGUCAGUAUUAAUGUCUAGCCCUACCAAAAAUAGCCAGUAGCAUCUGAGGAUGAAAAAUAAAUGAAGCAUCUCCAGGAAACAGUCUGGCUUAACUAUUAAUAUUUUUGAAAAUAUAACUGUUUCCCCUCUCUGCUGCUUUAGAUGUUGCUUUACAUAAAAACCAGAAAAUGGAAUUUUUCACAGCUGAAGCAUGUAUGCCUGUUUCAUCUAAUCAAGCAGAGCUAAAGUAAUCAUAUCCAAUAAAAUUAUAAUAUUAAUAAAAUUACUAAGAGUAUCAUGUUAUUAAAAUAAUUUAUGUAUUUGCAAGCAAAAGACAGUAAAAAAGACUGGCAGAAGAGCAGUGCUGAAGAAAGAGAUCCAGGUUUAAAUCUGGCUUUACUCAAAAGCCAAUUUUAAGGAUUUACUGUAUAGAUUAUUCAUAAUGUCAGGCCAAGAAUUUAAAUUAUUACAAGAGAGACAUUAAAUCCUAAUAAACCAACUAUUAAAAAAUUCUCAGAUGAUCUCUGUUUUUCCUGUCAGAGAUUUAAAAAUCUGAAAAAGUAUACCUCAACCAGAAAUAAAAUUUUGGUUUAGUUUGGUUUGUUAUGGCUCCCUUUUUUUAAAAAUUAAUUAUCCUAUAGUGCUCGUUUAUUAUACAAAAUAGCUUUCCUCAUCUUGUGUUUCUGAUGAAGACUUUAAAUCAGUCAGCAGUACUUGAUCUUUCAAGACAUGAGUAAAUUACUUGCAAAUAGUUCUAAAAGGAAAAUUUGACCUCCAAUACAGGCAGUCUUCUCUUAAAAUUUCCCAUUUAUUUAAUUUUUUCCUUUGAAUAUUACAUAUGUGAGUGUACAAAUAUCUGUAUACAUAUCCAGUUGGCCAUCUUUAUAUAUAUAUAUACACACACACACACACACAUAUAUAUGUACACACAUAUAAACAAAGACAUAAUAUUCAAAAGGUGAUAUUUCAAAACUCGCUUAGAAAUCCUUUAAAAAUUAAAUAAUUCUUACAUACAUGAAACUCUUUUCCUGCUACAAGCCAACACUGAACAGAAAUGGCUAGAAAUGUCUUUUUCUUACUUGCUUUGCUUGGUUUCCUUACUUUUUUUCUCUUUGCGUUUUAAAGUAUUAUGCACAAAUCAUGAUAUGAGAUACUUUAAUCUUCUUAUAGCAGAAGACUGAUUCUCAAAUAUUACUCUAUGUACCUUCUCCCUCAUCAUCUCCUUUAAGUCCAUCCCCUAAACAGCUUUAUAAGAGCUCAUUUAGUGCAUUUAACUAACUAGGAGGAAAGGGCCACAGUAAUGCAAGGAGCUAUUGUUGGCAGUUGCUGCCCCCCAGUACUAAAUAGUGGUUUGGAAAGAACCAUAGGAGGCAGGGAUCUUAGGAAGAGAGAGGAGGGGGAGGUGUGUACGACCUCCUUUUCUGAUAACUUCAGAUCAUAAUAUUAAGUGUUACACUGUGGGACUACAACAUGUUAUGUCAGUUCACUCAUAUUGUUUCAUGUCAAAGUCCUUUAAGAACAAGCAGUAGAAAGAAUAAAAUCUGUAAUUUCCAUUUUUACCUUUUUAUAAACACAGAAUGGACUGACAAACUAUUAGUUCAGCUUGGAUGCUGUGAUUGCAAGAAUAUCAGAGUAGAAUAGCAAUAUGAUACAGAUGUUCUAGUUCAGAUGACAGGUAGCUGAAAAGAGGAUUUUUCACCAUCCUCUUAUGGCCUGGGAAGUUGACAAGUCAGUUACAGUUUUAAAAUAAUAAUGAUAAAGUCUACUUUUCUGUUAUAUUAUCAAGAGCUUAAAAUUAUUGACUUUUGACUUAAAAUACUUUGAGGGAGACAUUAUGUUAAAGUUUUAGCCAAGUUGACAGAUUUCCGUUAUAUAUAUCUCCGCUAUGUGUGUGUGUAUUUUAAGGCAAGGAAUUCUCCUAGAUCUCUAAAAAUCAGUCUAUUAUUUCUUUUUUAUUUUUUCCCCUGUGUUCCUCAGAUACCUUAAAAAAAAUUCUUUUCACUUUCUUCCUUUUGCAGUUUUUCUUUUAUUCCUUGUUAUCAUUUGAACAAUCAGUUCUCAAACACAAUCUGAUGCUGUUUCUUGUUUCUUCUUUGGCUCUCUCCAUCACUUUAUGCACCAUAAGCAAUGAGACUAAUAUUCCCAGUUGAUUCAAGAAACUUCCGUUACUUUGUCUCAGCUUAUAAACUGUCUGUUGUGCUUAUUGAGGUUGCAGUUAUCAGAAGCCAAGUAGUCUUGUCUUUUAUUGAAAGAUAACUUGUAGUUUGGAAGAAAAUAUAACUUAUGCUAUUCAUUCUUUGCUCUGAUUUUAUGGAUAAAUAAAUCUUUCAGAGGAUGAAAGAUAAAAUUAUUGGUUAUUUCUAUACCAUUUAAGUAUAAAAAUAAUGAAACCUUCAUUUUUGUUGUAAAACUUUUUCCACAUGAGAUUCUCAUUGAGCCAAUUUUUAUACGUAUCUUGCUAGCCUGAAGUUUAGGAAUUUGUGUUGGCAUCAGAAAAUCAAACAGAUCAGGGAAAAUUGCUGUGUGGUUGAUUGCCACAUGCAAUGACUCAUCACAUUUAUUUUUGUGACAGUCCAUGUCAGUUAAUUAGGAAAGAUUGUUUUUUUGCCCCUGAUAAAUGGUGAAAUUCAAGUAUGAUAUUUCUCUAAAGGGUUGUGCCUCCAAAUAUUUUUGGUGAGGUCUGCUGUUUUUCAUAUUCAUCAUUUUAUGCUACUGCCUUUUAAAAAGAACUAAUGUAUCUUUGAAAUAGCACAAAAAUGUUUUAAAUUUCAUAAUUUCAAAAUAACCUGUGACUAACUUAAUGUCUUCAUAUCUAGAGGGUAUAAAAAUAUUGAUAUUUCAGUAAUAUUUCACUCGCUGCCAGGAAAAAAUAUUCUCAAUCUUUUGUAAGAGGGAGGAAGAUUUUUGCAUACAUUUUUACUCUUUAAAUAAAGACACUUAUACUGUCAUAAUAACAA